AUGUCCUCUGGACCCGAGACCCUGGGGGGCGAAUCCCGCAAGCUCUCGUCCGACACAGCAGCAGCAGGUGCUGCUACUGCUCCUGUCGCCUUGUCCACCAGCGACGACUCCGCAGAGCCUCCUGUGACUAGUACUAGUGGACAGACCAUCUCUCCUGCAAGUGUUAAACGUCAGCUGCCGGAGACCGCGGACGUCGAUCCCGAAGCCUCUGCCCAGGGCGCUGCCAAGUCCGAUGAUGCAGAAAAGAGUCGUUCCAAGCGAGUGCGGCCACCAGCCCCUGCUGUCAAGCUAUUACCACGCCGCUAUGAGCUGGCUGAUCCGGUUGACAUGGUCGUCUUGAUCUCGGGCAUGAUCAUGGAGCUGAUCCAUUAUAAUGACAAUAUUCCUUUACAAGGCGGCAAGCUGACUCGAUUCCACUCGCGAACACCUCCCCGCAUUUCCGUGGGCGACUACUUGCAACGAAUAACAACUCACGCCACACUCUCUCCGCCAAUUCUUUUGAGUAUGGUAUUUUAUAUCGAUCGCCUGUGCGCUCUCUACCCGGCCUUUACCAUUUCAAGUCUGACAGUCCAUCGAUUCCUCAUUGUCAGCGCCACCGUUGCUAGCAAGGGUCUGAGCGACAGCUUUUGGACUAACAAGACCUAUGCCCGAGUCGGUGGUAUCAGCGUUAGCGAGUUAGCUAUGCUAGAGCUUGACUUCCUAUGGCGGUUAAAGUGGCAGAUCGUGCCGCAACCCGAAGAUCUUGUGAUCUACUAUGAAAACCUGGUCAAGCGGUCUGACUUGUAUGCAUUACAGCCGGAGACGGAACCUUCUCAGCCGCCUUGUGUUGAAAACGCACCAUGA
This is a messenger RNA of Talaromyces proteolyticus, 843 nucleotides long. Its product is annotated as cyclin-domain-containing protein. The record is from RefSeq and is a predicted model, not a curated record. Gene Ontology annotation, cellular component: cyclin-dependent protein kinase holoenzyme complex; nucleus. NCBI's taxonomy places the organism in Eukaryota, Fungi, Ascomycota, Eurotiomycetes, Eurotiales, Trichocomaceae. The transcript has a single exon. Gene Ontology annotation, biological process: regulation of cyclin-dependent protein serine/threonine kinase activity. Gene Ontology annotation, molecular function: cyclin-dependent protein serine/threonine kinase regulator activity; protein kinase binding. The coding region runs from base 1 to 843 and encodes 280 amino acids.